AUGCAGACUAACGACCAGAUUAGUAGUGAAGAAGAGUACAGUUUAGAAGAGUCGGGUGAUGUUGGAUCUUCUUUUGAAGAAGAAACAAGUAUGGAAGAGCUUUCAAGUAGUGAGGGGUCGGAAGAUCCACAGAUAUUUACCGUACACACUGGUGAGUGCAGUGGGACUUUUGAGCGGGUUGACUUGAUUCUGGAGAAUGAAAUGCCAAUGGUUAAUCGGGCUGCUUUAGAGGAAGAAGUGCGAGAGAAGAUCUUUAAGGGAAUCUUUGUUUGGGCCGAUGCUGAGAGUACUGAGGAUGAGCCUUGGAUUACGGCUUUCUUUGCAAUGGUGCCAUAUGUGGACUUGGCUGGGGCUAUGUUUGCUGGGGUGCAACGGGAAGUGGAACGGCUGGGGAAGAAGGAGCGGAUUAAGUUGCUGAUUAAUGGACGGUUUAAGAAUGUGCCUGAUGAUGUGGUUUGUGAGAUGUAUACGGCCCUGCCUAAUUGUUUGGAAUUGGACGAGAAGGAAAGGGUUUUAUUACUAUCUUUGGAAAAGCCUAUUAAUCCUAAAGAGGAAAAGGAGAUCAAAAAAGUGUUUCCAACUCUUAACUUGGCCAAAAUGAAGAACUUAUUCCCUAUUCAUUCUGAGGAGGUUUUCCUUUACCUUAGCAACUUACCGGCCGCCUUUACCACUCAUGGUGAUGGCUCUAUUAUUAAGGGGUAUCUUUUGGAUAAGAAAGGUCUGAGUAAGUUUAUCUCGGCCUUGCGUGAGUACUUAGAAGCGGAAUAA
Nematocida homosporus is the source of this 768-nucleotide messenger RNA. RefSeq lists its product as uncharacterized. Bases 1 to 768 code for a protein of 255 amino acids. The record is from RefSeq and is a predicted model, not a curated record. NCBI's taxonomy places the organism in Eukaryota, Fungi, Microsporidia. The transcript has a single exon.